AGCCCGACCCCCGCCGGGCCUCACCGCGCCUUGGGUCCUUUGCAGGGCACGCAGCUCAGGAAGCCGCCAUGGACCGCGACGGCCCCGCAGGCAGCCCCCUGGUCGCUAGGAACGAGACCGCGCCCGCGGUUGCAGCCACCCGCGACUCGAGCCCGGGCCGGGCAGGGGCAGGACCGGCGGGCCCCGGCGGCGGUGCGCGCCUGGGGGGCGGGCGGCCGGCAGCAGCGAACGCUGCGCGGGAGCGAAGCCGCGUGCAGACUCUGCGGCACGCCUUCCUAGAGCUGCAGCGCACGCUGCCGUCGGUGCCGCCGGACACCAAGCUGUCCAAGCUGGACGUGCUGCUGCUGGCCACUACCUACAUUGCCCACCUCACCCGCAGCUUGCAGGACGACGCCGAGGCGCCGGCAGACCCCGGGCUGGGCGCCCUGCGCGGCGACGGCUACCUACACCCUGUCAAGAAAUGGCCCAUGCGAUCAAGAUUAUACAUUGGUGCUACUGGUCAGUUUCUGAAGCAUUCUGUGUCUGGAGAAAGAGCAAAUCAUGGCAGUACUACAACAGACUCACAGCCUUAGGCUCUCCUCUGAUGGGUGCUGGUAGAAAGUGGCGUCAUUUUUAAAUAGUAGGAAAUAAUUCUAUAUUUAUUACAUCAGACAUAACAAACAUCAUUCCUGAAAGUUCACAUGUGAAUCCAUGGUUGGAAGUUCAGAUUUAUCUGUCUAAUCUAUAUAAAUAUGGAUUUAAAUAAUUGGUCUUGGAUAAAACACCCAGCUUAUCUAUUCAUUGUGAGAGAUAGUCACUACUGAAUACUGUAAGAAAAACUAUUGGAAAAAAGAAAAACACCAAAAUCGAAGAAUUGUGUAUGUAUCCAGAGACUGUACAUGUUUUCUGUAGUAUAUCUAGUACACGCUGAGAAGCUGAUACCUUAAUAGUCUUGACACCAGUAUUCCAUUUUUGUGAAAACCGGUUUGUGCUUAAAGUUGGUCUAAGAAGCCAUUUCAGUUGGAAAGCAUGAGAUCAUUUAUUCAGUUUUAGCUAAGUACGUGUGAAAAGAUUGUUGAGAUAAUGUGAAGUUGCAGUAACUUCUAUAACUAGUUAUUUUUCCCUCUUAGAAAACUUGGAGUAUUAGAAUAGUUUGCUGUAUUGGACAGGGCUUGGCCACCUUCCUAGAUGACUAUUAAAUAUCUUACUAUGUUUCCAAAUUGUGGAAGGCUUUUGGAAUCCCUGCAGCCCAGUGUGAAUAGCAGAUAAGUGUCACUGGGCAGAGGGUUUGUCACCCUCCUCCCUGGUUACUUCACCUCCAUCCCACCCGUGUUCAGGUCCUGGACUAGAUGAGCAGGUGCAGCUGCAGCCAUCUUACAGAGAGCCAAGCCUGUCAGGGGCUUCAAGUGAGCGCCCAUGACCGUUGACAGUCACUGCUUUGGCUAGGCUCCUUCUCUCCCUUGUCAAUUGCCAUUCACAAUCUACCUACUUGGCCAUUACGAAAUAUGAAAAAACUGGGGUGCCUGGGUGGCUUAAGUCAGUUAAGCGUCUGACUUCUCAGGUCAUGAU
Molecule: messenger RNA, 1548 nt
Organism: Lynx canadensis (Canada lynx)
Lineage: Eukaryota; Metazoa; Chordata; Mammalia; Carnivora; Felidae
Gene: TCF24
Product: transcription factor 24
Exons: 2
Coding region: 69-572 (167 amino acids)
Biological process (GO): developmental process; regulation of transcription by RNA polymerase II
Molecular function (GO): DNA-binding transcription factor activity, RNA polymerase II-specific; RNA polymerase II transcription regulatory region sequence-specific DNA binding; protein dimerization activity
Source: RefSeq, a predicted model, not a curated record